UUUAUCCACUAGAAAAUAUCUUCUAUCCCAUUUUAUAGUAACAUUACCCUUUCUCUAUUAUCAUAUAGUACAUAGUACACACUAUAUAUAUAUAUAGAGUUAAUCUUUCACUUUAUCCUCAAAAGUUUAACUCAUCCACCCAAUUAUUCAUUUAUUCAUUUAUUCAACAACAACAAACUAUUCCUGUUUAUUCAUAACACACUCAUAUCAUGUUCUCACCUCAAUUUAGCUCCCAACUAGAUUCUCAACUUGACUCUGAUACUUGUUCAACUCAUCAUAAAAAAUAUAUACCUCGAACUUCAACUACUAAUAUAUCAGAAAAUGAUCAUGUAAAACAUAAUAAAUCAUUUGACAUAACCGUAAUGUUAAAUGAUGAAAUCAGUUACUUACAUUGGUAUAACAACAUUCAAUGUCUUCUCCAAGAAUUUCCUCAAUUCCUCCCUUAUUUCAAUCUUGAAUUACUUCCUCGAAAUAACGAUAUGAAUAAUGAAGAUUAUCUCAUUCAUUAUAAUCAAAUUGAAUCCCUCUGUGUAGCUAAUCCUCAAACUAGUCAAUUCUUAAAUCAAAAAUUACUUCAAUCAAUUCAUCCUAAAUAUCAUUCCAUACUAUCUUCAUCCCUUUUAAUCUGUAAGAAUUUUGAAAAUUUAAAACAAUAUUUCGAAACUAAAAUCACUGGAUUUUAUUUAUUAAAUUUAGAAAAUUCAUUAACAUUGAAUCUAACUAAUACUUUACAAUUCUUAAUUGAUCUUGAUGAUCUAUGUAAGAUUUAUUAUUUCAUCUUUAGAGAAUCUCCAAAUCAUCAAUUGAAAAUUCAAUGGAUUAUGAAUUCAAUUAAUAAAGUUAGUAAUAAUGGAGAAUUAUUAUUACAAAUUCAAUUGAAUUGGGAAAAGAUUAAUAAGGAUCCAAUAUAUAUUAGAAAGAUAUUAACGGUUUAUUCGAAUAAGUUGAAAAUGAGAAGGAGACUUUAACGAGAUCAACGAAGUUGAUUGAGUAACUACUUUAACUACAGCCAUAUCAAGUACAACUACAACCAAAUCAUCAGCAUCUAAAGCUAUAACGACAAAAUUCAAUCUACAAUACUAAUCACGAUAUCUACGACCAUAUAUUCUAUCAACAUGCAUUAUUACCACAUCAUUUCCAUAUAUCAUUAUGUAACUAUUUAUAGAUAAUUUAACUAAAUAUAAGUUUAAUUUAUCUUCUCCCAUCGUAAUUUUGAUAAUAUCGGUAGAUACAUACUUU
Molecule: messenger RNA, 1239 nt
Organism: Scheffersomyces coipomensis
Lineage: Eukaryota; Fungi; Ascomycota; Pichiomycetes; Serinales; Debaryomycetaceae
Exons: 1
Coding region: 210-968 (252 amino acids)
Source: RefSeq, a predicted model, not a curated record